AUGGCCGAACACGAGGAGGACCACCCUUAUCAUGCCAAGGAUGCCAUCGGCCAGGCCAUCAAGGCCACCCUCAUCACCGGCGGAGCAGGACUCUUCAUUUCCACCAUUCAGAACACCCUCACUCGCCAGAAUGUAGGCAUGAUGGGUGUUUUCACGCGGACUGGAGGCACAGUCGCGGUCUUUGCUGCAAUGGGCGGCGCAUACUCCUUCACCUCCGCGGCUUCGGCAAACUUGCGCCAAAAGGACGACACAUGGAACGCGGCAGUCGGAGGUCUUUUCAGCGGCACAAUGUUAGGAUUGAGAUUCCGCUCGGCACCAGCCGUACUUGGCUACGGCUCUGCCAUGGCCGUUGUACUCAGCGCAUUCCAAUUUACUGGUGGCCGCCUCGAUGGCUACAAACGGGAUCCUGAGAUUGACGAGGUCGCGAGGAAGGAGCACAUGCGAAAGAACAGGAGGCGGCCGAUCGAUGAGACCGUACACCAGUUGGGUGAGGGGCGAGGAAUCUAUGGACCUGGAUACCCAGAGCGGAGAGCACAGAGAAUCAAGGAGGCUUACGGUAUUGAUGUACCAGGUGCGAGGACCGAGUAG
This is a messenger RNA of Ramularia collo-cygni, 588 nucleotides long. Its product is annotated as probable NADH-ubiquinone oxidoreductase 213 kDa subunit. The transcript is spliced from 4 exons. Lineage: Eukaryota; Fungi; Ascomycota; Dothideomycetes; Mycosphaerellales; Mycosphaerellaceae. The record is from RefSeq and is a predicted model, not a curated record. Gene Ontology annotation, biological process: mitochondrial respiratory chain complex I assembly. The coding region runs from base 1 to 588 and encodes 195 amino acids.